AUGAUGAAGGAAUGUCCUUCCGAAGGCGUAUGCAUGCCGACUGGCCAGACCGGUCUCGUCUGGCCAUCACUCGAGGGGAGGGACGUAGCAAGACCUUCGAGACUGCGAGGUCGCGUGAUCAGCAAAAGACUUCAACGUUGCCAAGGUCCAGAAAUACUAUACCUUCACUGCAUUACUUUCACAUCACCCAUCUCCAUCCACCUCGCUAUCACGAUGCCCGGUCUCUUUAGCAUCCCCGCCUCCCUGCCUCCCAAGGCACCGAAGGUAGUCGGACCCAAGCAGGCAAGCCCCAUGCGCCCGACAGCUACCAUUCCUCAGGAGAUCAUUGAAGAGGCGCGCGCCGUCCCCGCCGAAGGAUGGAACCCCGAGAGGCACGUCGCCCCCAAGACACAGAUCGUCCAGCACCUGAUGAAGGACAUUGGCCUUGAAGGCCAGGGCGUCUCCCCGAUCGCCGUCACCGAUCCCUUCCCGCUCUUUACGAAGGAGGCAAUCCUCCAAAUUCACCGCGAGAUCUUCAGUGAGCAGGUACUCCGCGACUGCCGCUUCAAAUCCGACUUCAAUGCAAACCUGAUCCGCGGCAUGGGACAUGAGCGUGCUCCAUUUACCUAUGGCGCCUGGUGGUCGCCAGAAAUUCUUGCCAGGGUCUCCGAGGCUGCCGGAAUCGAGCUGGUUCCAGCUUUUGACUAUGAGGUUGCCAACGUUAACAUUUCCAUCAACGACCAGAACGCCGUCGAGGUCGUCACAUACGGUGACAUGAGCUCUGCCGUUGCUUGGCACUACGACAGCUUCCCCUUUGUCUGCGUCACCAUGGCCGCUGACUGCACAGGAAUGGUUGGCGGUGAGACUGCUAUCAUGCUACCCAACGGCGAAGAGAGGAGGGUCCGCGGGCCGGCCAUGGGCACUUGUGUGGUCAUGCAAGGCCGAUAUAUUCAGCAUCAGGCUCUCAAGGCCAGCGGUGGUCGCGAGCGCAUCUCCAUAGUCACCGCCUUCCGACCCAAGAGCCCAUUCGUCCGCGACGAGACUAUCCUGACCGGCUCCCGCGUCAUCAGCAAUAUUGGCGAGCUUUACCCCCAAUACAUGGAAUACCGCUUGGCCAACCUCGAGGAACGCUUCCGCCGCGCCCUUCAGCAGGAGAAGCGUCGCCAGGUGGAGCGCAAGGCCUUUGACAUUGCAGCCAUGAGGGCCUUCUUGACUGAGCAGCUAGAGUACAUUGAGACAUCCCUCAACGAGGUCUAUGUGCCGUACGCGGGAUACAAGGACCUCAACCAGUGA
Molecule: messenger RNA, 1272 nt
Organism: Cordyceps militaris CM01
Lineage: Eukaryota; Fungi; Ascomycota; Sordariomycetes; Hypocreales; Cordycipitaceae
Exons: 3
Coding region: 1-1272 (423 amino acids)
Source: RefSeq, a predicted model, not a curated record